Messenger RNA from Liolophura sinensis, 2237 nucleotides. RefSeq lists its product as uncharacterized. NCBI's taxonomy places the organism in Eukaryota, Metazoa, Mollusca, Polyplacophora, Chitonida, Chitonidae. Bases 109 to 699 code for a protein of 196 amino acids. The transcript is spliced from 6 exons. The record is from RefSeq and is a predicted model, not a curated record.
GGUAUAAUGAGCUUGCUGAAUGGGUGUGUUUUUGCCGUGAUGGUUUUCUUGUUUAUGACUUUUUUUCUCAGCCAUAGAAAUGAUUCGGCUUCAAGGUGUGCCUGAACAAUGAGAGAAUCUCCUCCACAGACAUUGCAGACAUCUGGACCACAGACCAUCCCAAGCCUUACUGUCAGUUAUGAUUCCGAUGAGCCAAGGCAUAGCCAUCCAGUAUUUCGAAAUGAAGACAAGAAAAUAAUGGACAAAGAAAUGAAGGAGAGCACUGAUAUGACAUCAGUGAUUGGGCUGUUUAACAAAAACAUAAUCUCAGAAAACGGCAACAUGACACCUGUCAGUGGAUCCAGGUAUCAGACUCAUUUCGCUACAGCCCAUGGUGAUGGAAAACAUGGGACCACGUAUAAUAGUGUGACCGAGAACAAAAAUGAUUGGCUUGGUGAACCACCUGAUAUCCACAAGACAAAGAGAGCACAAUACCAGGCAUUAAAAGAUGAUUGCACAAAUGCAAUUGGUCCCACCAUGUUACAUCAGGCAUGUCAGAUAUUAGAAUCUGAGUCAGAAGAAACCUGGCAGAUGAAACUCAUGGAUUUGUUGGGGCCACAAAUAUAUGAGGAAUACGCCUUGAAAAUAUGGCAGCUUAAUUUUUUGAAAGGCAACAUGAGUUCUGUGUUACAAUUCUGUGAUUUUGCAAAUGAUCAUUGAUCAUGCCUUGUGAAGAGGUACUUUGUGGUUAAAAGCCUUAAAUUGUCAUGAUAGUUCCCAUUCCACUCCUGUAUAUCCUCAGAAUUGUAUUAAGUUUGUAAAUAUCUGGUCUUAAUAGAAAAUUUAGUUGCUGUAUCUGAUGCUAUCUGAUAUGGAUGGCACAGUUCAUCCAAGAUGAAAAAUAUUUUGGGCAUAUGUGGUAUGAGAGAAUGUAUGUAUGUGUUAUUUAUUUUGUUACAUAAUGUGCAAGGUUAAGAAUGUGUGGACGUGCAACAUUUAUUUAUCAUGCCAAAACUUUAAUUUUGUUCAAGCACUCACAGAUAAAACUACUUGAAGAAACAUAUGUUCUUAUUUCUAAGGAUGAAAGAUAAUUACAGAACAAUUGAAUUCCAUGUACUGCUUGAUGUGUAUCUAGAGGAGUCUCAAUGCCCAGUUUCAUGAAAUGCACUUAACUACAUAACCCCUUAACUUCCAAGACAAAGUAUGUUGUAGAGAUAUAAAGUGCACCAAACUAAGGGCUACUUAUCACUGCAUAUGUUUCAUGAAACCCACCUUAAAUAGGUCAAGACCAUGAGCCUCAGUUGUGAACCUCAGGAACUAGCAAACUGCAUUAUGUAUUAAUGAGAUCAGUCUUUGAAUAAAUUUGAUUAAUAAAUAAGCAGAUGAAUAAGUAGAUUCUGUUCUGAGGAAAUGCAUACCGUGUGUAUUUGACCUAAAUUUUGUGCUUAAAAAAUCAUUUUUAAAGGUCAUGAAAGAACACUCUGGUGCUGGAACUAGCAUUUUUCCGUAAGAAUAUCCUAUCCUACCUAUCCCACAUCAAAACACAUUUCUAUGGUUAGUAGAACUUUCAGAAUCCGGAAAAACAGGUGAUUUAGUUCGUGGACAAACAUUUAGGUCUAGUUACUGUACCUCGGUGGUGUUUCAGCUGAAACUGUGUUCAUGUAUCUAUGCAAAUUUAGUGUACUGAUAUAUGUAUAUACAUAUGUAUUUAUACUGAAAUUCUCAUUGAACCUGUCUAUACAACUUACCAAGAUUUUUUUUAUUAAUUCAUUAGAAAGUAAUGUGUCAAGAAAUUUAGUUUAUUUAUUUGAUUGGUGUUUGACACUAUACUCAAGAAUUGUUUUCUUAUGUGAACGUGUGCAGGUUUAUGGGUGGAGGAAACCGAAGAGCACGAAGUAAACCACCAACCUUUCCUAAGUACCUCAAAAACUUCCAAACGGAAAUUUGUAGCCAACACAGCAAGAGCUGGAUUCGAACGGCUGCACCAUUGGUCUAGGAACUUCAUUUACAAUGAAUCAGCGCUUUAACAUCUACAUCUGUAUCCCUUUAAAUUGCCCUUUAGCGACUCCAUCUUUUUGGUGCCCAGAGUGGAUGUCAUGACCUCAAAACUUUGUACAGUUUGUUUGAAUUACCACGCCCUGUGGGGUGUUACCUGAAUAUUACGCCCACCUGGCCCCAGUUAUUUAAAACGUCUGAACACUUAAUACUCGACUUAACUUUAAACCAAGUCUUCAGUUUUGUACUUGGCCAAAAAAUAA